ACUGAAGGGAGCCGAAACGCUUCGUCUGUUUCCGCCAACGGAGCCCCGAUAAUUUCCGACCGCGCCCGAAACUGGCGGCGAGGCUCUUCGGCAGCUUCCGGAAACCCGGAAGUGAGGAAGCGAGCGCGUUCGGGUGUCUCCGGCAGGGGCAGGACUGGCGGAGAAAGGGCGCCCGAGCUGCCGCCCGAGACGGGCAUGCGGCUGCUUUCGCGAGCUCUCCGCGCGGCGCAAGGCUGCCGGGCCCCCGCGAUGCCCCCUCGGAGCCUCCGAGCAGCAGCGGUCGCGGGCAGCGCGGCGGGGCCCUGCCCGCAGCAGCCGCUCCGCGGGCUGAGCGCUCGGCCCAGCUUGGAGGAGCUGUUCACCGCCCCCUCCUUACGUCGCCUGCUGGAGGCGCGGACGCAGAGCGGGGCCGGGGCGGGGCCAGAGCUGGCGGCGCGGAUCCGUCGGCUACGCGAGAAGGAGCAGGAGCUGCGCGAUACGCGGGAGCUGGCGCGGCAAGAUGAGAGUGGAGAUCUGCAGAAGCUUGCAGAAAGGGAGAUCACCUCCUGUGAAGAAGAGAUAGCUGAGCUGAAACACCAGAUAGUGUUGCUCUUGAUUCCUUCAGAAGAAACAGACGAGAGUGAUCUUGUCAUGGAAGUAACUGCUGGAGUUGGAGGGCAGGAAGCCAUGCUGUUCACCUCGGAAAUAUUUGAAAUGUAUCAACGAUAUGCUGCCUAUAAAAAGUGGAAAUUUGAAAUAUUAGAAUACUUUCCCAGUGAAAUAGGUGGCCUAAGACAUGCAGUUGCCAGUAUAGCAGGUCUCGAGGCUUACAAGUACAUGAAAUUUGAAGGAGGAGUGCAUCGUGUUCAGAGGGUGCCAAAGACAGAAAAACAAGGACGCAUUCACACCAGCACAAUGACUGUUGCCAUAUUACCCCAACCGACUGAGACGAGGCUGCAAAUUAAUCCAAAAGAUCUUCGGAUAGAAACAAAGCGAGCCAGUGGAGCUGGAGGCCAGCAUGUCAAUACCACAGACAGUGCUGUACGAAUUGUUCAUGUUCCAACAGGGAUCGUGUCUGAAUGUCAGCAAGAAAGAUCUCAAAUUAGAAACAAAGAGAAGGCUAUGCAAAUGCUAUAUGCUAAAAUAUACAAUGCCAAACUGGAAGAAGAAACCAAAAAGAGAAACAGUGUUCGAAAGAUUCAAAUUGGGACUAAAGGAAGAUCAGAGAAGAUCAGAACAUACAACUUCCCACAGGACCGGAUUACUGACCACAGGAUAAGCAGAUCAGUGCAUCAUAUUGAGUGUUUCAUGCUUGGAGAAGAAAUGCUAGAUGAAAUGAUACAAACUUUGAGAGAAUAUGCUGAUUAUGAAUCUUUAAUGGAAAUUAUUUCAGAAAAUGAAAAAAAAAAUCUAUCCUGAACAUUGUUUUUUGUCAGCCCAUUACAAACAGAUGCAGAUAUGUGUCAGCAAAGGAGUUUUCUAGAGCACUACCCAGAAAUGUAAACUGCUUUUCAGAUUGUGAAAAGCACAAUUUGUUUACUCACUUUGUUACCUUUAUAUGAGACAUUAUUGCUACAGCAGUCCACUUAAAAAGCAGUUUUGAGUGGGCCAGAAGUAACUGCAGCUUUUAAACUUUCUCCACUUAGAAGAUACUGAUACACCUGUCUCAAAAGGUACGCAUUAAAAAAUGAGCUAUUUCUUGUUCCAGUUUUUAUUUAUAUAGUAGCUUAAACUUCAGUACAGUGUAAAAUAAUUUAAUGGAGAGAAAAAUAAAAAGUCUUUUGAGUGACUGGAAGAAAGCGAUAAAUAAAUUAUCUCACUACUAAUCUGCAUUUUUUUAAAUCAUUUAGAUGUAGCAUGGGAGAAGGAGUCAAAGCGUAUCUCCAUGUUUUCUAGCCCUUAUUAAUAAACACAAAAAUACCUGUUUAGGAAUAUCCCUUGUUCAAAAAAAAAAAGCUGUGGAAGCUAAGUGACAAGUUAUAUGAGUUGUUUUUGAAAAUAAUGCUUCUGUUCUUGAGUAAAAACUGAAAAGAAUCAUUACAAUAUGGUUUGCCUGUUAUUUCAGUCUCCAUCAGCCUUUAGUUCAGCUUCUCCUGUAUGUUUUUAAUUGACUCCCCAGUUCAUUGAUUUCUAA
Molecule: messenger RNA, 2113 nt
Organism: Apus apus (common swift)
Lineage: Eukaryota; Metazoa; Chordata; Aves; Apodiformes; Apodidae
Gene: MTRF1L
Product: mitochondrial translation release factor 1 like
Exons: 7
Coding region: 196-1398 (400 amino acids)
Biological process (GO): translational termination
Molecular function (GO): translation release factor activity
Source: RefSeq, a predicted model, not a curated record